Messenger RNA from Ipomoea nil (Japanese morning glory), 894 nucleotides. RefSeq names its product binding partner of ACD11 1-like. Bases 209 to 766 code for a protein of 185 amino acids. The transcript has 5 exons. Lineage: Eukaryota; Viridiplantae; Streptophyta; Magnoliopsida; Solanales; Convolvulaceae. The record is from RefSeq and is a predicted model, not a curated record. Gene Ontology annotation, molecular function: RNA binding.
CGCCACCGCCAAUUCUGUGUUUGAGUAAUGAGUAGCAGAAGCUACUGGGCCUUCCCCAAACCUCCUCGAUCUCGAUCGUAUCAACUAACAAAAAGUUCCACUCUCUUCCUACAAAUUUCUACUUCAAGUACACCUACACCCUUCUAAAUUCUUGUACCACUUACGUUGUACCCAAGUCAAGUCAUCAUAUCCAGGCAAUAAACAUAGCAUGAAUAAUCCAGGUGGUGACACUACUACUGCUGAAGUUACAAAUCUCUCCCCUAUUGCUACUGAGAAGGAUCUUCAUCAUUUUUUUGCUCUCUGUGGGAACAUUCAUCAUAUCCACAUUCUCAGAGCUAGUGAAGUUGCAAGUACAGCCUAUGUGACCUUUAAAUCUUCACAUGCAUUGGAAAUCGCUGUAUUGCUUAAUGGCGCCAUAAUUGUGGAUCAACCUGUAUGCAUAGCCCGUUGGGAACACUACAAAGACGAUGAUAACUGGAACCACUUUUCCUGGAAGCCUGAAGAUCAUUCUUCAUCAAUUCAACAUGGAUAUGGAUAUGUUCCCUCUGCUGAGGAAGUAAUUAGCGUGGCUCAAGACGUGGUUAAAACAAUGUUGUCGAAAGGAUAUGUACUAGGAAAAGAUGCUUUGGAAAGAGCUACAGCUUUCGACCAAUCGCAUCAAUUAUCGGCCAGUAUCUUAAAGGGUGCUGUGUGGGUGUCCGACGCUUUGAGUGAAGCGGCAGAAGCUGCGGUUGAUUUCGGCAGUCAAGGCAUAACAAAUACGUAGUAAUAAUUAAAUUGUCUUGCGUGCUAUAAAUUGCGGUGAUUCAUUGGUCUCUUAGAGCAUCCACACUAGAGAAGCAAGUGGGGAAAAUGGAUUACUUUUAAGGCACGUUUGGUUCAGAUCAUCUUUGA